AGUGAGUGACUUUUCAUCGUGUGACAUGCGUAUUGGUAAACUGUUUACAGAAGAUACAUCAGCAUAGACGUGUUUGUAAAAUAACGAGUCGUUGUAUGGUUCUUAAAAUCAUGUAAAACAAAAUAGACGCGUUGCUUUGGACUAUAAAUACAGUUAACAAAAACACAACAAUAGCAAUAUUUUGCAAGUCUAUUGCAAGGAUCCGCUUAGCAGUUUCAUGUUAUGGGCAAGAAGAGGAGUUUGUGCUGGUGCUGGACGGCCAAUGUUGUCAGAUUUAAAUGUCUUUCUUUUAAACAGGUGUACGUAACAUAGUAUCAGGAAGGUGUAACCAUGCCAGGAAAGCUAAAGGUUAGGAUUGUCGCUGGACGACAUCUGCCUGUUAUGGAUAGGGCCAGCGACCUAACUGAUGCUUUUGUAGAGGUAAAAUUUGGAAACACAACAUUUAAGACAGAUGUAUUUCCCAAAUCCCUAAAUCCCCAUUGGAACUCAGAGUGGUUUAAAUUUGAGGUGGAUGAUGAAGACUUACAAGAUGAGCCACUGCAAAUCACAGUUCUUGACCAUGACACCUACAGUGCCAAUGAUGCUAUUGGCAAAGUUUAUAUAGAUAUUGAUCCUCUGCUGUCCAGCGAAGCUGCCACUGUAAUCUCUGGGUGGUUUCCAAUUUAUGACACUAUACAUGGUAUACGUGGGGAAAUAAAUGUUGUUGUUAAGGUGGACCUGUUUAAUGACUUAAACCGUUUUAGACAGUCAUCGUGUGGAGUCAAGUUCUUUUGCACUACAUCCAUUCCCAAGUGCUAUAAGGCAGUUACAGUCCAUGGAUUCGUAGAGGAAUUGGUGGUGAAUGAAGACCCAGAGUACCAGUGGAUUGACAGAAUCAGAACACCCCGGGCAUCCAAUGAAGCACGACAGAGACUCAUCUCUCUGAUGUCUGGUGAGCUUCAAAGGAAGAUUGGCUUAAAGGUUCUGGAAAUGGGAGGCAAUGCAGUUGUGGGCUACCUUCAAUGCUUCGAUCUAGAGGGAGAGUCUGGGCUAGUAGUACGAGCUAUUGGAACAGCCUGUACCCUGGAUAAACUAAGUAACCCUUCUGCGGCACUCCUACCUGCAUGCAAUUCCCCAUCCAAAGAAAUAAAAGAGGCUCCCUUCAGUGAAGAUCCCAACCCUAAUACUCAUUCAUCAGGACCCUCCACCCCACUGAAAAACCAAACCUAUUCCUUUUCACCUUCCAAGUCCUACAGUCGACAGUCCUCUUCUUCUGACACAGAUUUGAGUUUGACACCUAAAACUGCCACUUCCCCCAAGGGGCCUAGGAUUUUCCUGAGUCCCAGCUCCCCUACUCUCUCCUCUGAUUUCCUAAAUCUUACAAACACUUUUCAACUUCCCAUGGGGUCUGGGACUAGUCUUACUCCUCACUCUGGCCAUGCAAAUCCAGUUGGUCUGAGGAAAACUGUCUCUUUCAGUGAGGAUUUGCUUCUGGCUGCCUCUGGAAUGGGAAGUGGUGGGAGUGCUGGGAAGGAUGGAGGACCACUAAAAACCCUUUUAAGGCAACAGACCCAGACAGCACUUGAGCAGAGGGAAUUCCCAUUUUUCACCCUGACAUGUUUUCCCCCCGGUUUCCUCGUCCAUGUUGGUGGUGUAGUCAGUGCACGGUCAGUGAAGCUUCUGGAUCGUAUCCACAACCCUGAUGAACCUGAAACCCGUGAUGCCUGGUGGGAAGAAAUCAGACAAGAGAUCAAAUCUCACGCCAAAGCACUAGGAUGCCACGCUGUGAUUGGCUACAGUGAAUCAACCAGCAUCUGUGAAGAAGUCUGCAUCCUAUCUGCAUCUGGUACAGCAGCAGUACUUAAUCCCAAGUUCCUCCAAGACGGCAGCUUGGAUAGCUACAGUGAACACAGAUUAGACGAGCCUUCUCCUCCCAGUUGUGGGUUUUGCCAUAUUCCCUAUGAUGAGCUCAACAUGCCUUUCCCAGCCCAUCUCACCUACUGCUAUAACUGUCGGAAGCAGAAAGUCCCAGAUGUACUUUUUACAACAGUAGAUUUGCCUGUAGAAGUUGCAGUAACUGGAAAAGGAUGCCUCAUCCAGGCGAGAUUAUGCCGUCUUAAGAAAAAGGCUCAAGGAGAGGCAAAUGCAACAGCCAUCAGUAACUUACUGCCAUUCAUGGAAUACGAGCUGCACACCCAGCUGAUGAACAAGCUGAAACUAAGAGGAAUGAAUGCUCUUUUUGGACUCAGAAUUCAGAUCAGCGUAGGGGAAAACAUGCUGGUUGGACUGGCGUCUGCUACAGGUGUCUAUCUCACUGCAUUGCCAACUCCAGGAGGUAUUCAGAUUGCUGGGAAGACGCCAAGUGAUAUGACCUACGAGCAACAUAUAUCUAACAUGCAGAAGAAGAUCAAUGACACCAUCACUAAAAACAAAGAGCUUUAUGAGAUUACCCCUCCUGAGAUAAGUGAGGAAAUUAUCGGAUCACCAAUUCCAGAACCUAGGCAGCGUUCCAGAAUCUUCAGGUCCCACUCAGAAAGCUCUGAUGAGGUUUCAGAGCUGGACCUGUCACAUGGAAAGAAGGAUGCCUUUGUUCUUGAGAUUGACGAUGCUGAUGCUGUGGAAGAUAUCCAUUCUUUACUAACAGAUGCCCCACUACCUGCAGGCUUUCACAGCUGCAAUACAGAGAUCAUGCCAGGGAUUUACAAUUGGACAACUGGUUUACAGAUGUUUACCGCAGUGAGAGUAUUCAGGUUAAACAAUGUCAAUCUGACAAACCAAGGACUCAACAAGAUUUUUAAUGAUCUCUGUGAGAAUCUGUUAAAGAGUCUGUAUUUUAAAUUGCGUUCCAUGAUCCCGUGCUGCCUCUGUCAUGUGAACUUUACAGUUGCUGUGCCAGAGGAUGAAUUAAUUCAGGUGGCUGUUACAGCAGUGGCAAUGACUUUUGACAAAGACCAAGUUCAAGAUAAUUGGAAAGCUAGUGUCGAUAAGGCACUCAGGAAAGUCAUUGCUGAAAAUGAGGAACAGCUCCAGUUUCCAUUAGAACUGUGCUCUGACUCGCCAGGUGCCCAGCCCUUCUCACCCAGGAAAGGUACAGUCUCAUUAGGGCUACUGGAGAGUGCGAGCACACAGGCAAUCCCAGGGGCUCAGAGAGCCACCUCAGUUGAUUACAGUUCCUUUGCAAACAGAUGCAACAGCUGGAUAGAGCUCGUAAUGAAAGCUCUGACCAUAAGACGAGGAUCAAUUAAGACAACAUCGUUACUUGAAAAAGCCAGUCCGCAGGCUGAAGGUCAUGCGCGUCUACGUUCUACUACGUCAUGCACAGGCUCUACCAUUACAGUCGUCAAGAUGACUCCACUGUCUUUCAUCCCUGGAGCAAAAAUAAUCAAAUAUGUCGGCAUCAUCAACAUGUUCUUCAUUCGAGAGACCACGUCUCUACGUGAGGAAGGUGGUGUUAGUGGGUUUCUCCACGCUUUCAUUGCAGAGGUGUUUGCGAUGGUGAGAGCUCACGUAGCAGCUUUGGGAGGAAAUGCAGUUGUCUCUUAUAUAAUGAAAGAAUGCGUUUUCAUGGAGAAUCCAAAUAAAAAUCAGGCUCAGUGUCUUAUCAAUGUAAGUGGUGAUGCAGUAAUCUUUGUGCGUGAUUCUGAAUUAGAAGCUAUACCUGUACAGCCCCAGGCAACUUCAUCGCAAGCUUCCAAUAGUGGCACUGAUUAUACUACCUGAAGACAACUUAAAAGACUAUUCUCAGAGCAAACAAGCUCAUUUUGAACAGGAGCUUUAAAUCCAUGUUACUUCCAGAUUCAGUCUUUCUCUCUAGUAUUCUCUACAACCUAUACUGGAGUGAUCAGGAGUGAAAUGAUGUACAAAAUAAAAAUAAGUCUACACUAGGGACAGAAACCACGAUUUCCAAUGCACAAACUCUGUUUAAACUUCCAUGUAAACAUGGUGUCCACUGGUUCUAGGUAAAACUGGACAUUACACAUUGCAGAAUUCAGGCAGCUUUACUCAGUGUUGUAUUUAAACACUUCCAGUUAAUUUACUGUAGCACCUAAAAAUACAAUUUUCAAUUGAUCAAAACCAUGGCAAGUCUAUUUACCAUUACUGAGAUAAUUAGAAUUUGUGUACCAACGUUAUUAAAAUCUCGUUAGUGUGUUUCUGUCUGUAAAAAUACAUGAAUGAUUUAAAGGACUGUGGUAUUAAGAUCCACCAACAUCUAGAACGAUUGAAAGGCCUUAAUAUGUUUUACAAGGCAGAAUGGUACGAUAAUAUUUCAAGUACUUUGCAGGUAAACUAGAAAAAUAAGGCAGUAUAUGCCAUUUAAUGAACGCUACAAUCAUGUUCAGUGUGUACCAAAUGAGUAGUAAUGAAUUCACUGUUACCUUCAUCAGCUGCAUCCACAUGGACAGUGAUUGUUAUAACUUUUUGCAGCUAAAUCUAGUGGCAAGUAAAUUUUCCAGAUUACAUUUCUGCACCAUUAUUCGCUUAACAUUUUGCUAGACUGUUGUGCUAAUAUACAUGUUUAAAUUGCAUUCUCAUAAUUGCUAAACCGUGUAGGAACAGCUUUUGAAUUGGCAUAAUAGCUUUAAAUUGGAAAGGAACAUACACAAUGUUAAUCUGACAGCUGUGGUUUCUUAAACUUGAAUUUCAUAAACUUGUGUACUACUGAACUUGUAUGUACUUUUUUUUUUAAAUGUUAGAAAUGAUAAAUGUAGUAACAGUAAUAUUUUGUUAUAGGUGCCACAACCCACAAAACCGUUUAGUAUAAAUGUGUAUGAAAAUAAGAAUGGUAUUUUUGUAAUAUUGAAGUAAAUUAUUUAGGUAUACAAUAGAUACUGUGCAUGUUUGUCAAAUUUAAAAUGUAGGUUUUAUUCCUGAAAUUGACUGUGCUAUACAGCAAACAAUUUUGGUGAUAAUUGUAAUGCAGGUUUAAUUAAUUUAGGACGAAUGUACAGACAACACUGUAUAUGUUGCUUGUUUUAAUUAGCAGCAUGAUAGCCUUUCAUUUGAACUGCUGUUAUCUUUGACAUUAGCGUGAAGAUUUGAUCUUGCACAAUAAAAUUCUGUUAAAACUGC
Messenger RNA from Polyodon spathula (Mississippi paddlefish), 5049 nucleotides. Its product is annotated as C2 domain-containing protein 5-like. Gene Ontology annotation, biological process: positive regulation of D-glucose transmembrane transport; protein localization to plasma membrane; positive regulation of protein targeting to membrane. The record is from RefSeq and is a predicted model, not a curated record. Gene Ontology annotation, molecular function: calcium ion binding; calcium-dependent phospholipid binding. Lineage: Eukaryota; Metazoa; Chordata; Actinopteri; Acipenseriformes; Polyodontidae. Gene Ontology annotation, cellular component: plasma membrane.